AGCACGGGAGCAGUGAUGCACUGGUAUCAAGGGCAGUACAGACCCGGAAUUUUAUGCAGAAGCUGAAUAAUUCGGCACGUCUUCAUGAACACUGACUGAACAAAUGUGGGAAGAAAAAAAAAGGGCAUAUUUCUCUCAACUAGGCAACUAGAUUACUGGACGAUGUUUUUGCUGGAGGAAAAACUGAGGUGGAGAAAAUAAAAAUCCACAAUCUGAGUGAAGGUAAGUUAGGUGAGUGAAGAAAAAAAAUGUCCUCUCCAGGUAUCAAACCAUCAGUGCCUGUGAGCAUGGUGUACAUCUCCAUAGAGACAGCUAUUGCCCUGGCCUCUGUGCUGGGGAAUGUGCUGGUGGUGCUGGCAGUGUGCGUGAACCGGGCCCUUCGCAACACCACCUUCAGCUUCAUCGUGUCUCUGGCCGUGGCUGACAUCGCUGUGGGAGUUUUAGUCAUCCCUCUGGCUAUCGUUAUCAGUUUGGAAUUUAACACUCAGUUCUACACCUGCCUCCUCCUUUCCUGCCUGCUGCUGAUCAUCACUCAAAGCUCCAUCCUUUCCCUGCUGGCCAUAGCCAUCGACAGAUAUCUGCGAGUCAAAAUUCCCACCAGGUACAGCAUCAUUGUGACUCAGAGGAGGGCUUAUGUGGCAGUUUGUCUGUGCUGGAUCGUCUCCUUUCUCAGUGGCUUGGUUCCAGUGAUUGGCUGGAAUAACCAUGAUGCUCACAGAAACCUCAACAGCUCUAACGAGAUAGUUUGUCAAUUUACCGAAGUUAUUACAAUGGACUACAUGGUCUACUUUAAUUUCUUUGGCUGCGUGGUGGUACCACUGACCAUAAUGAUCAUUCUGUAUGUGGAGAUUUUUCGAUUGAUCCGGCAGCAGCUUAACCGCCGUGCUGAGGCCACCUGUGAUGGAGACAGGUAUUAUCGGAAAGAGCUGAAGCUGGCCAAGUCAUUGGCUUUAGUCGUCUUCCUUUUUCUUUUGUGCUGGCUGCCAAUACACAUCAUGAACUGCAUCACUUUCUUUUGUCCACAGUGUAAAAUACCCAUGCAUGCCACAUAUGUAGGGAUUGUCAUGUCCCACGUGAACUCAGCCUUGAACCCGAUGGUUUAUGCAUUCAGGAUAAAACGCUUCCGUCUCACGCUAAUCCAAAUCGCCCGCCGUUACAUUUUGUGUAAACCCCCAGAGCCCACCCCGUGCACCACCAGUGUUCCAGGCAUAACUGAGAAAGAGAAUGUAAACAUGUAACAAGGACCGCAGCAUUCCUUUCUACGCCGCUGCCAGUGGGAGUGCAUCAACACGAAUCAUGGAGUCACAUAAACACUGGAGACUGACUCAUUAAAGGACACAGCAGUGCACUUCCAUGAGUGAGAGGAAGCAUUCAUUUUUCAUUUUGAUACAUUUCUUUUAAUCACAGCCUCUUUAUGAACAAAAAUAACUUCCAUCAGUUUGCACUAUUAUGUUUCACUCAGUGCUUUGUUAAAUGAUAAAUGUUGAAUUUAAUUUUUUUUCUAAAUAAGUGACACAAUAUUUGAUGAUAAAAUAGUUCACUAUAUUGAACUUUGAACAGUAUUUAAGACACAAAUCUCACAGACUGAGUUGAGGGAGUUAAAUGUUUAUUUCAUUAACUCAUUCAUGAGAAGCUAAGCAGGUAUUUUGUUUUAACCAUUUGUCAUCUUGAUUAUUCUACAAAUAUGACUUGAUAUUUGGUGGUAUAUAUGCAAUGAAAUAUUAAAGCUAUUUCUGUAAAUAAAAAAAUGAAUAAGAAUAAGAACAAAAUUAUCAAGGGAAAAAAAAUUCAGUUGUUAACAUUUUAUAGUGCCAUACAGUAAAACUGUGAGAAAAACUCAAAGGGUUUUGACAAGAAAGCAAAAUGCUUCACUUUGUAAGGUUGGAUCAACAUCAUCACACUUCAGUGGGUGCUGCAGGGAAUUCCUCAAACACACAUUAUGGUCUGUGCCACAUAUCCCUUUCUGAUUUGCCUGUACUCUUUAAUCUGCUAAUUAUCUCAUGACUCAUGAAAGAUAACACUGUCAGCUCAUUCAAAUUUCUAUUGUUUUCCUCUGAACAAGCCAAAUACAUGGCAAUGUCUCUUCAAAGUGUGGGUGUUAUGAUAAAAUGAUGGUCCUGACUUGAAAACAAGAAUUUCCUCGCAUAUAAAUCUAAUUUAUCCUCUGUAGGUUAAACACAUGGCAAGCUCAGACAGCUAUGAGUUGUA
Molecule: messenger RNA, 2208 nt
Organism: Melanotaenia boesemani (Boeseman's rainbowfish)
Lineage: Eukaryota; Metazoa; Chordata; Actinopteri; Atheriniformes; Melanotaeniidae
Product: adenosine receptor A1
Exons: 2
Coding region: 249-1238 (329 amino acids)
Biological process (GO): G protein-coupled adenosine receptor signaling pathway
Cellular component (GO): membrane; dendrite; synapse
Molecular function (GO): G protein-coupled adenosine receptor activity
Source: RefSeq, a predicted model, not a curated record